Andrographis paniculata is the source of this 1165-nucleotide messenger RNA. RefSeq lists its product as uncharacterized. NCBI's taxonomy places the organism in Eukaryota, Viridiplantae, Streptophyta, Magnoliopsida, Lamiales, Acanthaceae. Gene Ontology annotation, biological process: response to heat; regulation of abscisic acid biosynthetic process. The coding region runs from base 64 to 897 and encodes 277 amino acids. The transcript has a single exon. The record is from RefSeq and is a predicted model, not a curated record.
UUCCAUUUCCAUCUUCACUUAUUUUAUUUUAAUUAAUUUCCGCCAAUAUUAAUAAUAAUAAUAAUGAACUUCGUCUCCAACAUCGCCAAGAAGGUCCAGCCGGCAAAGCCCUCCUCCGGCGACCCCCCCGCCGCCGACGCCGACCCCUCCUCCAACGCCGAUCUCUUCUCCAACGCCAAAGUCGUCGCCGACGCUGCCCAAUCGCAGUUCCGCAGCGAGGAUUACGAUAAGGCCAAGGCCGCCGGCGCCGGCGCCGACCUCCUCAACUCCGCCGCCGAGUACGGCAAACUUGACGAUACUCAGGGGAUCGGAAAGUAUGUCGAUCAGGCUGAAGGGUAUCUCCGCCAGUACAGUUCUUCUGAUUCCCAUUCUGGCCCCGCCGCCGCUGCCGCCGCCGAUGAGCCCGCCGGAAAACUGAAAACGGAAUCCGGAGCCCCCGAUUCCGACGAUCCUGUCAAAACCCUCGGCGGCGAUGGCGAUUCUGAUGCACCUAAAAGUGAUGUCCCCGCCGCCGCCGAGCCAGACGCCGGCGACGUGAAAACAACGAUCACUGAUUCAAUCAAAAGCGCCAUUCCGGCGGGGGGUGCGGGCCCCGACGACGGCGGAAAGGCUUCCGGCGGCGGCGCCGGGGAGUAUUUGGAGAAAGCUGAAGGUUUUCUGAGCAAACCGCCGGCCGGAGACGGCGAAGAAGAAAAGGCCGGCGAUUACCUGAAGGACGGAGAGGGUGAACUGAAGAAGCCCGGCGAAGCCGCCGGGGAAUACCUCAAGCAGGCGGAAGGUGUCUUUGGAAAGUCCUCCGGCGACGGUGGCGAGAAGGCGGAGGAAGCAUCGGAGCCGCCUUCCGCCGGCGGUUUUGGCAGUGCUGUGAAGGCCGCCGGAGGAUUUCUGAGUAAAUAAAAAGCUUCCCGCUGUUCCAUAUUUAUCGAUUACAGUUAUUAUUGUUAUUUAAAUAAAUAUAUAUAUAAUAUAUAUAAUAUAAAAUAUAAGCAUAUAUACAUAUAUAUAUAUGUGUGUGUACGGUAUGUAUGUAUGUAUGUGUACUGUUUUCGGUUUGUGUGGUUUUUUUGGGGUGUUUAAGGAUGUUGUACUCCAUGUUGAAUGUAUUUGCUGUCUUGAAAAUUAUUAAAUAUGAUAUUAUAUAAAUAAUUAUGUUUGCUUGGUUGUA